AUGGCUCAUGCCGGUCCCUCCUCGAGCGGCCCUGCACCAGACCCCUCCCCAAUCGGCCCUCCACCUCUACGUGACGAUGAAGAGCAGCACACCUAUCCACCGCGAACUCGUGAUGAGCGCCCACAUCGGCCCAGGUCUCCCGAGCCAGAACCCGAUCCCUACGAGAUCCUUGACGAGCCGUUGCCAGAAAUGGAGCACUUCGUCCCAGACUCGACCUUGAAAGUCCCGCCGAGUCGGCCGGCGUUGCCCUUUCCGCCGUUGGGCGAUGAAAAUUUGAUCUCGCCGCCACCUCACCGGACUCUUCAAUUUGGCUUGACGCCGUACGAUCACGACCGGGAAGACCGACGCACCUUGCUGCAAGAGAGAGAAGCCAAUGACCGGCAAGCGAGACUGGGGACCAAACAGGACAAUCGGCAGAUUUUCCAGGAGAGAGCCAGCGACCAACGGAACGACCGGAACAUCCAUGCCGCCGAUCGACGAACCAGGGCCGAAAUUGCCGCCGCCGACGCACGAACCCGGGCCGAGAUCGAGGCUGCCGACAGACGGAACCAGGCAAAUCUCGAUGCCGCCGACAGGUUAAACUGGAGGGAUAACGCGGUCAGGCUGGGCGUCGCCGGAAUCGCCGCGACGGCGGGUCUGGGCGUCGCAGGCUUCGCUUAUGGGGCCAACGGACUGAGAGCCGACGGCGCGAGAGAUGCUGCAAUGAUCGCCGCAGAUGGCGCCAGGGAUGCUGCCAGAAUCGCCGCAGGCGAAGCCAUUGAAUCAGGUGCCCGGAACCAUCCACGAGAUUUCCGUGCUCCGGCGGGGGUCGAACUACAUCACAACCCACGGCAGGUCGCGCCUGGAAUUAAGCCCGUGCCCGUGCUUCCGCCGCCCAACCGGCUCAGGGCUGGAGCUGGUUCCCGACGGUCAAGUCGAAAGGGAACUUUAGAUGAUCUCGACUGA
Cladophialophora carrionii CBS 160.54 is the source of this 945-nucleotide messenger RNA. RefSeq lists its product as uncharacterized. The coding region runs from base 1 to 945 and encodes 314 amino acids. NCBI's taxonomy places the organism in Eukaryota, Fungi, Ascomycota, Eurotiomycetes, Chaetothyriales, Herpotrichiellaceae. The transcript has a single exon. The record is from RefSeq and is a predicted model, not a curated record.